CAACACCACUCCACAGUCCACUCUGAGAGUGAAGCAAAAAUUCUCAAAUGAUUUACAGAACCAUAGCAUCCAUAGCUCAAAGAGACAGAAACUUCUUCAUAAGCUUAAUCAACCAAGCUACAACUCUCUCCCAACUCAAUCAAAUCCACGCAAAUCUCAUCCGUAAUGGCUUAAGCAACGAUCUCAUCACAAUCACUAAACUAACACACAAAUUUUCCGACUUCAAAUCCAUUUCCAAAGCCAAAAAUCUCUUCACCACCUUCAAUAACACAAACCCACCUGAUCUUUUCCUAUAUAAUGUAUUAAUCAGAGGGUUAUCGCGUAAUGGGUUAGGGGUUGAAGCGUUGUCCCUUUAUCUUGACCUUCUUAAAGGUAGUAAACUUAAACCUGAUAAUUUCACUUUUGCUUUUGUUGUUUCGGGUUUUUCGUCAUCUGGGUGUGAGAAAGUUGGGAUUUUGAUUCAUGGGCAUGUGAUAGUUAGUGGGUUUGGUUCGGAUGUGUUUGUUGGGUCGGCGUUGGUGGAUAUGUAUAUGGAUUUUUCAAGAAUUGGUCAUGCGUAUAAGGUGUUUGAUGGAAUUCCUGAAAGGGAUAGUGUUUUGUGGAAUACGAUGGUUUCUGGGUUGGUGAGGAAUUGUUGUUUUGAGGAGAGUAUACAGGUUUUUGGUGAUAUGGUUGGGAGAGGGACGGGGUUUGAUUCGACUACGUUGGCUGUGGUACUUACUGCUGUUGCUGAGUUACAGGAUUUGAGGAAUGGAAUGUUGAUACAUUGUUUGGCUGUUAAGAUGGGGUAUGAUGUUCAUGAGUAUGUUCUUACUGGUUUGAUUUCGAUGUAUUCGAAAUGUGGGGAUAUUUUUACUGCUAAAUUGUUGUUUGGGAUGAUAAGAGAGCCUGAUUUGAUUUCAUGUAAUGCGAUGAUUGCUGGUUUUUGUUUUAAUAAUGAGAAUGAAUCUUCAGUGAGGUUAUUUAGAGAAUUGCUUGUUCAUGGGGAGAAAGUUAAUUCUAGUACUAUUGUUGGUUUAAUUCCGGUUUCUUGUCCUUUUGGUCAUCUGACCCUUACAUGUUCUAUCCAUGGUUUUUGUGUGAAAUCUGGGAUGGUAUCGAAUCCUUCAGUUUCUUCUGCUUUGACUACAGUUUAUAGUCGACUCAAUGAAAUGGAAUUGGCAAGAAGGCUGUUUGAUGAGUCCCCAAAGAAAAGCUUAGCUUCAUGGAAUGCCAUGAUAUCAGGUUAUGCCCAAAAUGGGUUAACAGAAAUGGCUAUAUCUCUCUUUCGGGAAAUGCAGAAGUUAGAUAUCCAUCCGAAUCCUGUCACAAUCACAAGUAUACUUUCUGCAUGUGCUCAACUUGGAACAUUAAGUAUGGGAAAAUGGGUCCAUGACUUAAUAAAGAAGGAGAAAUUUGAGUCCAACAUUUACGUGUUAACUGCUUUAGUUGACAUGUAUGCAAAGUGUGGGAAUAUUGAGGAGGCACGGCAAGUAUUUGACAGCAUCACGGAGAAAAAUGUGGUUACUUGGAAUGCUAUGAUUUCAGCUUAUGGCCUGCAUGGAUGUGGUCGAGAGGCAUUGGUGCUGUUUGAUCAAAUGCUUCAUUCUGGAGUUUCCCCAACUGGUGUCACUUUCCUCUGUGCUUUGUAUGCUUGUAGUCAUGCCGGUUUAGUAGAAGAAGGUCAGAAGAUAUUCCAUUCUAUGAGUCAUGCUCAUGACACUGAACCAUUACCGGAACAUUAUGCCUGCAUGGUGGACCUUUUGGGCCGAGCUGGAAAACUAGAAAAUGCUUUGGAAUUUAUUUAUGAGAUGCCUCUUGAACCAGGUCCAGCUGAGUGGGGUGCAUUACUCGGUGCAUGCAUGGUCCACAAAAAUAUUGACUUGGCUCGCUUGGCUUCGGAUAAGUUAUUUGCGAUGGACAGAGGAAGUGUCGGAUAUUAUGUUUUACUUUCAAACAUCUAUUCAGCAGACCGCAAUUAUUGUCAAGCUGCUUCAGUUAGGAAAGUUCUUAAGAACAAGAAUCUAGCGAAGACCCCUGGGUGCACUUUAAUUGAGGUCAAUGGCUACCAACAUGUCUUUACAUCCAGCGACCAGUCACAUCCUCAAGCAGCAGCUAUUUAUGCAAAGCUGGAGGAGCUGAUGGAGAAGAUGAGGGAGGCUGGAUUUCACACGGAAACCAGCACAGCAUUGCAUGAUGUUGAGGAAGAGGAGAAGGAGUUGAUGGUCAAAGUUCAUAGCGAGAAAUUAGCUAUUGCUUUUGGACUUUUAACUUCUGAACCUAGAACUGAAAUCAGAAUCAUCAAGAACCUAAGGGUUUGUGUGGAUUGCCAUAAUUUCACCAAGUUUGUUUCCAAGGUCACAGACAGGGUUAUUGUUGUAAGGGAUGCCAACAGAUUUCAUCAUUUCAAAGAUGGAGACUGUUCCUGUGGGGAUUAUUGGUAAAAUGGCUUUUUCCUGCCGAGAAUGUUUAUUCAGCCUUUUGGAUCAUUAUGGAGGUCAGUGGAGCCAAUGUGUUUUUACAUUGUGCUUAGAUCCACUUCUUAUAGGAACAAGGGCAGCGGGAUAGGUCAAACCACUUAUCGAAUGGGCAAUGUCAAAGUUUGAGGGGUGUACAUCAGAGCCCACACAGGGGAGGAUACAAGAUCCCUGAUAUAUCAAGAUGCUUGUGUGCACUCCAAAGAGCAUGGCCUUGAAAAGGGAAUUAUGAGCAUGCUAGCAGUUGACUCCACAUCGCU
Solanum stenotomum is the source of this 2716-nucleotide messenger RNA. Its product is annotated as pentatricopeptide repeat-containing protein At4g30700. The transcript is spliced from 2 exons. Gene Ontology annotation, biological process: RNA modification. Gene Ontology annotation, molecular function: protein binding; RNA binding; zinc ion binding. The record is from RefSeq and is a predicted model, not a curated record. Bases 48 to 2423 code for a protein of 791 amino acids. Lineage: Eukaryota; Viridiplantae; Streptophyta; Magnoliopsida; Solanales; Solanaceae.